Candidula unifasciata is the source of this 577-nucleotide messenger RNA. The record is from the annotation of a GenBank genome assembly. NCBI's taxonomy places the organism in Eukaryota, Metazoa, Mollusca, Gastropoda, Stylommatophora, Geomitridae.
GUUUGUUGGAAAGCUCACGGAUUCUCUACCUGUCAGUUAUGCUCAAUACAAGCAUCCUUAUGAGGUUGCCUGUGCUCUGCUUGUUGGAGACAUGUUGGGGGCAGUUUGAUUCCUUUGACUUUGGUAUUCCUCCAAUUAGAGCAGCCAUUGAACCAGUGGAUUCCUUAGUGUUUAUUGGAGAGACCCUUAAAAUACAAUGCCGUUUGACAAACAGCGUAUUUCCUGUGUCACCUGAGGACAUGUAUUUUGAAAUGACACCUCAUUUUAAAGAUCUUACCUGGAUCGUACCCACAGAGAACGUCACAGUGGUCGAUGACGGCAUCUUUGCCUAUGUUAAAAUUACAGAUGACUACUCCAAUUUUACCUCUGUUUCUUGCUUGUCCAAGAAUGAUACUGAACCACUGGCAUCUGUUUACAUUCAUGCUGAAAAACCAAUCAAGAACAUCACAAACAUGUCUGCUGUCUACUACUAUAACAGAGAUCUGGAGUUAACCUGGAGUCUGGGAGAGACGUACCUCUGUGAUGACUGUAUCAAUGUGACAGUGGACUACAGUGCUAUUGUCCCACCAAAUGAAAG